Encephalitozoon intestinalis ATCC 50506 is the source of this 690-nucleotide messenger RNA. RefSeq names its product GATA binding factor 1-like protein. NCBI's taxonomy places the organism in Eukaryota, Fungi, Microsporidia, Unikaryonidae. Bases 1 to 690 code for a protein of 229 amino acids. The transcript has a single exon. The record is from RefSeq and is a predicted model, not a curated record. Gene Ontology annotation, molecular function: RNA polymerase II cis-regulatory region sequence-specific DNA binding; zinc ion binding; DNA-binding transcription factor activity, RNA polymerase II-specific. Gene Ontology annotation, biological process: positive regulation of transcription by RNA polymerase II; negative regulation of transcription by RNA polymerase II.
AUGUUAUCCAAACAAGGCUUUUGCAGCAACUGUAACACCACAGCUACACCUUUAUGGAGGAGGGCAGAGGAUGGAAGCUAUCUCUGUAAUGCAUGUGGACUUUACUACAAGAUACACGGGAGGAAGAGACCUACAAAUUUCAAAGCGGAUUCCGGAAAGUCGAGAGUAAGAUGCAGAAGAGUUGUGGAGGAAACAGGCAAUGGCCACAGAGCGACUGGAUGGACUCUCCAUGAGCAUCGAAGCGGAGUUCAAGACCAAUCCAAUAUAUACCAAGAGGAAAACCAAAGGAACUUGGGAGCAAAGCCAUCAGAUUACCAAAUGAAACACGAUGGCUUCAAGCGGAAUAGAGAAAUUAUAUCGGUAGAUUCUGAUAAGGAUGUGUUCUAUGACGACUUUGGAGGACCCAGGGACGAAAGAAGAACACUUUCGGGGAGUAGAGGAAACUAUAGACACGAUACAAACACAGCCGCAACGUCCUUGAUUAGGAGGCACUUCGACAAAAGACCUGGGAAGAUUCCACAAUUUAUGAUUGGAUCGGAAGGUAAAGAAAAGGUAUCAAAUUCGGAGGAGCGAGAAAAGGACGCCAUAGAAAUGCAAACAAAAGAAAGAGAUGAGCACGAGAUAGACUUGGAGGAUUUUGAGGUGAUUGCAGUUAAUGCUCUCUUGGAUUUGUCCCGUGAGAGGAUUUAG